AUGAUCCUGCUCGCUGAGGAUCACCCUUCCAACCACUCCAGCUCAGCCACCCCAGAGAUCGAGCUCAAGGACCUGACUGCCUACUGGGACCUCGACAAGGAGCCUCCCCUCAAAUCAGUAAAUUUCACCUUCAAGGCGCGUACCCACUACGGGAUCCUUGGACGGAUCGGGGCGGGCAAGAGCACCCUCAUCCAAGCGAUCCUGCAGGACGUGCCUUACGUGACGGGCCGGGUGCAGGUGUCCGGGACACUGGCCUGCUUCGAGCAAGAGCCAGUGAUCAUCUCUGGCACGGUCAAGGACAACAUCCUGUUCGGCCGGGAGUUCCGGCAGGACUGGUACCAGACCGUGAUCGAGCACUGCUGCCUGAUCGAGGACCUGCAGGAACUGCCCAACAGUGACCUCACUGAGAUCGGCGAGAAGGGGGUGACGAUUUCGGGGGGCCAGAAGGCGCGAAUCAGCCUCGCCCGGGCGAUCUACCAGGACGCAGAUUUCUACCUGCUUGAUGACCCGCUAUCCGCAGUGGACGCCCGGGUGGCCAAGCGCAUCUUCGAGGGAGUGGUGGGAGGACUGCUCGAGGACAAAGGCGUGUUGCUGGUGACCCAUCUCGAGCAGUACGCCCGGAAGAUGGACCACGUGCUGCUGAUCGACCAGGGGCUGAAGAGGUACUUCGUGCUGAUCGGCAUGAUCAUCCUGCUGCAACUAACCACAUUCUACCUCAAAUACCUGACGAUCAACAGGCUGAUCUGCCUCAACAACAGGGGGCUGUACGCCGACAUGGCCGUCGGCUUGGCGUUUAUCGACACCUUGGAGAGCGUGGUUCUGCUGCUGUCGAUCUGCGUCAAUGUGUUUGUGAUCACGCCGAUCUUCAUCGUGCCCUGCGCGGUACUGAUCGUGGUGGUGAUCCUACUCUACUGGCAGAGCAAGCCCCUCAUCGUGGCCUUCAAGGACCAGGAGCUGCGCACGAAGAGCCACCUCUACGACGAAAUCAGCAAUUCAGUGGCGGCGAUGCGACAGGUGCAGCUGCUGGGACAGCAACAGCACUUCAUUUCGCGGCUGUUCGGCUCUCUGGAGGUGACCACCCGUGCGAACAACGCCUACUGGUUCAUCACUCGAGUGUUCACCUUCUACAUGAACGUGUUCAGCAACAUCAACUAUUCGUUCGGACUGCUGCUGGGCAUCCCGUUCAACUCGGACCAGCCGCCGACCGUGCCUGCUAAGCCGGUCUCUCAAGACUGCGCUAUACGCUUCUUGAACGUGUCUCUGAAGUACCGGCCUGAGCUGGACCCUUCGCUCCAGCAGGUCAGCUUUGACAUCCGCCGGGGUGAAAAGCUAGCGAUCGUCGGGCGCACUGGCGCAGGCAAAUCGUCGAUUUUCCAGUGUCUGUUCCGGCUGACCGAGGUUGAGCCAGAGGGGGCGAUCUACCUGGAGGGGCAGGACAUCCGGACCCUCCCUUUGAAAGACCUGAGGAUGAACUUCGGGUUGAUCCCUCAAAGCCCUUUCCUGUUCAACGGCACCAUCCGCGAGAACCUAGACCUCUUCAGCGAGCACACCGACUCUGAAAUCGCAGAGGCGCUCAGGCUGUCGGGCCUAGAGGAGUAUGUCCUUGGCCUGGCUGAAAAAACCAACACUGAGAUCAAGUCUGCCCAGGACUUGUUCUCGCUCGGGCAAAAGCAGCUGGUCUGCCUGGCCCGCUGCCUCCUGAAAAAGGCCUCCUUUCUGCUCCUGGACUAAGCCACUGCCAGCGUCGACCCUGUUACCGAUGAGUUCAUUCAGCGCAGUCUCAAAAAGGACUUUCAUGACUGCACCAUCCUGACGAUCGCACAUCGACUGCGCACCAUCGCGGACUAUGACCGUGUGGUGGUGCUCGACCACGGCCGAGUGGCCGAGUCCGGCACGCCCCUCCAUCUGAUGUCCUCUGACCGAAGAGCGUCGACAAGCCCGGCAUCUUCGCCCAAAUGUCUGGCCGGACCGGGCGAGUACUACCCCAUGGCCUGGCUCGCUAUGUGGUCAUGA
Molecule: messenger RNA, 2013 nt
Organism: Hippocampus zosterae (dwarf seahorse)
Lineage: Eukaryota; Metazoa; Chordata; Actinopteri; Syngnathiformes; Syngnathidae
Product: ATP-binding cassette sub-family C member 2-like
Exons: 5
Biological process (GO): transmembrane transport
Cellular component (GO): membrane
Molecular function (GO): ABC-type transporter activity; ATP hydrolysis activity; ATP binding
Source: RefSeq, a predicted model, not a curated record